This is a messenger RNA of Fusarium graminearum PH-1, 1723 nucleotides long. RefSeq names its product geranylgeranyl pyrophosphate synthetase. Gene Ontology annotation, molecular function: prenyltransferase activity. The coding region runs from base 1 to 1476 and encodes 491 amino acids. The transcript has 3 exons. The record is from RefSeq and is a predicted model, not a curated record. Gene Ontology annotation, biological process: isoprenoid biosynthetic process. NCBI's taxonomy places the organism in Eukaryota, Fungi, Ascomycota, Sordariomycetes, Hypocreales, Nectriaceae.
AUGGAAGCUUUAGCCAAGCUCCAGCUCCAGCUCCAGCUCCGGCUCCCAAGCUCCCUUACUUUCUGCAUUAGCCCUACACAUCACAAAACGGACAAUCUUCAAGGACUUUCUUCCAUUCUUUCAGUCCUCAAACUGAAGGAGCUGCAGGACUUUUCCACCCCUGUUCUCCAGCGCAUGGACAUUGGACCCCUCCUCCGACUCCGACUACCCCAAAACACAACCCAUAUGAUCCCCACGGCCGACCCCAUGCUCUCUCUCAACCCUGAGACCUUGCCCCCGUCGACUUUGCACAUGCUAUCGCUGUCGCCUAAGGCAAUGCAUAAGAUGUCCGCAAUAUCCAACCCACUUGUCUCUCCAAAUGCUAUCCCCCCUCGCACCUCGAGCAACGGCGUCCCAACCUCUCUCAGCCCGACUCCUACCAAAUCCGUCCUGCGCCCCGUCCCAGAAGGCAACUGGUUGAGCCAGAAGCAGGCUUCUGCAAAGACACACGCUUCAAACCCCGGCUACGGUGUCAUGACAGCUCCCAACCCACCUCCCGACCCCGAGCGCUACGCUCACGAGGAUCUCGAGUUCACGGCCAAGCGCUCAUGGAACGGCGACAAGGAAAGCGUCGUCCGUGGUCCUUACGACUAUGUCAUUAGCCAUCCUGGCAAAGACUUUCGCGCCCAGUUGAUCGCCGCCUUUAAUGCUUGGCUCGACGUGCCCGCGCCGAGCCUCGAAGUUAUCACCCGCGUCGUCGGUAUGCUACACGAGUCGUCGCUUCUCAUUGACGAUGUGCAAGAUUCGUCUGAGCUGCGCCGUGGCUUUCCCGUCGCACACAACAUCUUUGGUGUCGCCCAGACCAUCAACUCGGCCAACUACAUCUACUUUGUUGCUUUACAAGAGCUUCACAAGUUGGGCAACCCAGAGCUUAUCACCAUAUUUUCCGACGAGCUUGUCAACCUCCACCGGGGCCAAGGAAUGGACUUGUUCUGGCGAGAUACCCUCACCUGCCCUACCGAGGAGGACUACCUCGAAAUGGUUGGCAACAAAACGGGCGGUCUUUUCCGUCUCGGUAUCAAGCUCAUGGCAGAAGAGGCCAACGGUCCUACCGACUGCGUGCCCCUCGUCAACUUGAUUGGCCUCAUCUUCCAAAUUCGCGACGACUAUAUGAACCUGUCGUCCAAAGAGUACAGCCAUAAUAAGGGAAUGUGUGAGGAUCUGACCGAGGGCAAGUUCUCGUUCCCUGUCAUCCACAGCAUUCGCUCCAACCCCACAAAUCUCCAGCUCAUCAACAUUCUCAAACAAAAGACCUCGGACAUCCAGGUGAAGCGAUAUGCCGUUUCGUACAUGGAGUCCACCGGCAGCUUCGAGUACACCAGAAAAGUCAUCAUGGUUCUCAUUGAGCGAGCUCGCAAGAUGGCCGAGGAGCUUGAUGAAGGCCGUGGCAGCACAAAAGGCAUCCAAAAGAUUCUCGAUAAGAUGGCCGUUCUCUAAAGUUAUGUGACUUGUCUACUCUUUUCUCCUUUUUUCUUUGUCACAUUAUGGGUACCGGUUUGAUGUAUUAUGAGCGGAGUGCACAUAGAAUGAUCUGGUAGGAUCAGAAGAUCCCCGAUUUUGCCAUUACAGCAGAGAUCUGUUGAGCAUGAUACCACUUGGGUUCUGGAGAGAUGAUCUUGCAACCAGCGUUGGAUUUGGUAUAUAGUCUUUGACCCAGCCAAUCGAAAGCGCAUCCAUUAAUUAA